AUGGGGGAGGAAAACCCUCUUUUGCCUCAGCUCUGGCUCUUUGCUCCUGCUGCUGCUCCAGAGCUUCACCAGCUACACAGGAAACCUCCUGAGCCAGCGAGCAGUGCCCAUGGCACAGGACCUGGGCCCCUGCAUGUCUGCAGGGCUGACAGCCAGGAGGUACUGGAGCAGCAUGCUGAAACUGGGGGCUUCCUACCAGCAGCUCCUGGCUCAGAAGAAGGAUGGGAUCCCCGUGCUGCCAGCCACCCCCCAGGUCGGGAAAGUGGCUGUGGAGCAGCCCCCGAUGCUUCGGGCAGCACCGUGUCCAGGGCUGCUGAGAGCAGCUCCGGUGUCCCCAGGCAGGCAGCUGGGUGCUCUGCAGGACCCUGUGACACCUGCAGCACCACCCAUGCCACCCUCCUGCAGGUUGGCAAAGCCAUCAGCAGCCUCUGCCAGAGCCAGAACAUCCCCUCGGCUCUCGGCAGGUUCCAGGAGACGCUGGAGGAGAGCCCGGGGAGGAAUUUAUCCCCGGGGGAUCUGAGCUCCUGGGCUGCAGAGCAGAGCAAGGACCUUUCCCGGCUCGGUGAACACCUCCGGGGGCUGCUGCAGGAGCUCAGCCCCCUGAAAUCUGAGCUGGAAGAAGCAGAGAAAGAGAGGGAGGAGCUGAGGAAACAGGUUGAGGAUUUCUCCCGCUUGCUUCGGGUGGAGAAGGAGAGCCAAGCGCAGCAGAAAAAGGAGGCUGAGAAGCACCUGGAAGCAAAGCAGAAGGAAUAUUCAGAGGCUGUAGCCAGGCUGGAGCAGGACAAGCAGGACCUGCGGAGGGGAGCUGCUCUGCUGGAGGAAAGGCUCUGCACCUUGAAGGAGGAGCUGACUGCCAAGCAAGCUGCUCUGCAGGACCUGGAAGUGACCAAGACAACCUUGCUGGAGGAGAUGAGGACCAAAAUGGUAGCCAGGAGCCAGGUGCUGGAGCUGGAGGAGAAGGUCCAACUGCUCAGCAGCCAGAGGGAGAGCCUGGAUGAGGAGCUCAGAACCAUCACUACCCAACUGGAGAAGGAGAAGGCCAAGGGGGAGAGCAUGCUGAGGCACCAGGAGUCCCUGCAGGCCAAGCAAAGGACACUGCUCCAGGAGCUGGACAGCUUGGACCAGGAACGUGAGGAGCUGCAGAAGAGGCUGGGGGAGGCUGAGGAGGACAAGGCCAGGCUGGAGGAGCAGCUGGAGCAGGACCGGGAGGGGAGCAGGCAGAGGCUGCGGGUGCAGGAGGAGCUGCUGGAGACGCUGCGGGGGGAGAAGCUGAGCCUGGAGCAAAGAGUCACAGAGCUGCAGACCAAGGUGACCAAGCUGGAGGAGCAGGAGCAGGAGCUGAAGGAGAGAGAGAGGCUCCUGGUGUUCUUCCCUGAGCUCCACAUCCCUGCUGAGACACAGUUUGAGAGCACCGGGAGCUUGACAGAGGACAUGGAAAAGCAGCUCCAGGCCAACAGCAUCCGGAUGGAUGUGCUGGAGCAGGAGAACGCGCGGCUCCGGGCAGCGUUGGCCAAGGUUAAGUUGGCAGCUGAGCAGGGGGUGCUGAAGCUCAUCCCCCAGCCCCAGCUGUGGUCUCAGCCCAGCACCCAGUGCAGCGAGGAGACUGAGGCUCCCACCACCCACAGGUGGCCCAGCAGCCGAGACAGCAGCGUGGGGACACAGGGACAUGCAGGGGACACGGAGCAGCGCUGGAAACCUCUCUCAGCAGACCCCGCGGGCAAGGGCAGAUCCUGCCUCUCACUGCCUGCCAAAUGCUUGGUGCUCAGCCCCCCCAAACCAAGUGGGAGAGGCAGAGUGAGGCCCCCCCACCCUAAAUAAA
Molecule: messenger RNA, 1819 nt
Organism: Calypte anna (Anna's hummingbird)
Lineage: Eukaryota; Metazoa; Chordata; Aves; Apodiformes; Trochilidae
Product: coiled-coil domain-containing protein 157
Exons: 11
Coding region: 1-1818 (605 amino acids)
Source: RefSeq, a predicted model, not a curated record